This is a messenger RNA of Diachasma alloeum, 2313 nucleotides long. RefSeq lists its product as uncharacterized. The record is from RefSeq and is a predicted model, not a curated record. The transcript is spliced from 6 exons. Lineage: Eukaryota; Metazoa; Arthropoda; Insecta; Hymenoptera; Braconidae. Bases 1 to 2313 code for a protein of 770 amino acids.
AUGGACAUCUCGCCAUCAAAUGCAAAAGUGAAGUGGACCGAGCAAAGCUCUGUACAGAGUGUGGCCGCAAAGCUGCUGCCUGUGAGAAGGAAGCUCGCUGUAUCUGGUACAUCGAGAAAGACCGAACGAAGUACUGUGCCUAUAUUGCUGCUGGAAGGACUCCACUUUUACAACUGUUACGCUCCACCGAGCCUGACGUUGGACGAGUUGGACGGACUUCCUGCACAGACUGAUCAAGGACGCGAAGCCGCACUUUCCCGUGGCAAUUGCUGGGGACUUCAAUGCUUGGGCAGUCGACAGGAGCAGCAAAGAGACCAAAACAAGGCGGCAAACACUAUUAGAGGCCAUGUCUACACUGGACGUCGUCUUGCUAAUGUUGCUGAACCCACCUUUGUAAGAGGAGAGACCAGCUUAAUCGUAGAUCUCGAGUUUGUUAGCAGCAGCCUCGCAAGAGGAAAUUACUCCCGGGAGGUGAUAGACAUCUACACCACUAGUUAUCAUCGAGCAAUUUUUUGGGAGGUAUUCACUAGCCAAAGGAUCAGAUCAACACCUGAGAAGACCAACGAAAUCGGCUGGAAGGGGAGCACCUUCGAUCCUAGCUUAUUCGUAGCGGCACUAAAUGAUCACCCGAUCAGUGAUAGUAGUGCUACAGAGAAUGUCGAGCAUUUCAUGAGAAGAGUUGCCAAGGCCUGUGAUGCCUCCAUGCCCCGCAAACGCAGUGGAAACCGUCUGCCACCGGUGCACUGGUGGAACGAUGAGAUCGCUACUCUCCGCGAGGAGUGCGGCAAGGCGAGAAGGUCGUCGAAGCCUAGUCGGAAAAAGGGAAACCCCGAAAAACUGAAGACAAAAUAUAAAAAUGCACGUCGAAAGCUCAACAAAGCGAUCAAGUGCAGCAAGAGGCAAUGCUGGACUGAACUCUUCGACGAGGUCGAGGCUGAUGCGUGGGAUAGGCCGUAUAGGAUGGUCAUGACGUGGCUGACAAAACAGCCUAUGCCAUCACUGACAUGCCCCAAGUUCCUAGAAAAUAUCGUGGUGGUGUUGUUUCUUCAACAACCGGAGCUUCACCAGUUCACAGAGCAAUGUGCGGAAACAUCUAUUCCACCAAUUACACAGGAGCAACUGGAGGAAGCCUGCAGUAGAGUGGGGAACACCAUGGCUCCUGGUGUUGAUGGCAUCCCCAACAUUGCGCUGAAAGCAGCGAUCCGUGCAGCACCGGGACUGUUCCUGGACGUAUACAACGCAUGGCUGAGGGAGGGAACCUCCCCCGCCAAGUGGAAGCAGCAGAGAAGAAUAGAAGCAACAGUACAACCGCUGCUAGCUGAUAACCAAUAUGGCUUCCGGAGGGGUGGCUCUACCCUCGAUGGCAUUGACCUCGUCAUCAGCACCGCUAAGGAGGCGAUCUCUGCGACAAGAUUGGGAGAAGGUACGAAGAAGUCCUGUCUAGUGGCGACGCUUGACAUCAACAACGCUUUCAACUCAGCUAAAUGGGACUGCAUCAUGGAGGCUCUCGAGAGUAUGACCGUACGAGGAUAUCUGCAGAGGAUGGUAGAUAGCUACUUCACCGAGAGAGUUCUCGGCCCUGGCUCGGUGCUGGGUCCUCUUUUAUGGAACAUCAUGUAUGAUGGAUUGCUGAAGGUAGCCCUGCCAAGUGAGGCGAGACUGGUGGCAUUUGGGGAUGACCUAUUGUGGAGGAUACGUCAGUGGAUGGACUCAGUUAGUUUGCAUCUGGCGGAGUAUAAAACAGGAAGCGGUACUCAUCAGGAGCAGGAAAAAAUUGGAGACAAUCACACUGCAAGUCGACUGAAUUUCAAGCAGCAAGCAGAGCAUGUGAGCACUAAAGCGUCUGGAGUCAGAGCCAGCUUAUCACACAUCAUGCCCAACAUGGGAAGACCCAAGCAGAAAAGACGAGCUCUGUUGUCUCCGGUGGUCACGGUCACGUGUUCACGUCCGGUGGUGGACGUUUGGCUGAAUCGUAGUCACGGAGAGGUGAAUUACUACCUGACACAGAUGUUGUCAAGACCUGGGUGCUUCCGGGCUUAUGUUCACAAAUUUAAACAUGAGGAUUUCCUGGAGUGUCCGGCCUGCAUAGGAGUAAAUGAAGACGCCGAGCACGUGGCUUUCAGUUGCCCCCGCUUCAGCAUGAUUCGCGACACCUGCAAGUCUGCACUUGGAGGAACGACCCGGCUUGAUAAUUUGGUAGAAGCUAUGCUCUUUUCGAAGGCAGGCUGGGACGCAACGAGCAGCUACGUGGCAGAAGUCAUAAAGGAGCUCAGAAAUGAGGAUCGCAGGCGAAAGCUGCAGGAUAGACGCUAA